ACAGAUGUUUUAGCGGCCGGGUGUUAUUUAACAACAGUUUUACAAUUUGCCAAAUUAUCAACGAACUGGAAGAAGAUAAAUAGGCAUUUAUCAUGAGACAUGUUCAAUUUCUGGCCCGCACAGUGAUGGUGCAAAACAACAACGUGGAGGAGGCGUGUCGUCUGCUGAACCGCAUUCUCGGCAAAGAAGAAAUCUUUGAUCAAUUUCGGCGCACGCGUUUCUAUGAGAAGCCUUACCAAGUGCGCCGUCGCGUCAAUUUUGAAAAGUGCAAAGCCAUCUAUAACGAGGAUAUGAAUCGCAAGAUUCAGUUUGUCCUCCGAAAAAAUCGUGUGGAUCCCUUCCCCGGCUGCAGUUAAAUCAUAAUAAACUCUGUUUAAUAUUAAUAAUAAUAUUAUUGAUUAAAAGAAACAUUAGUUAAGAAA
Molecule: messenger RNA, 422 nt
Organism: Drosophila innubila
Lineage: Eukaryota; Metazoa; Arthropoda; Insecta; Diptera; Drosophilidae
Gene: mRpS21
Product: 28S ribosomal protein S21, mitochondrial
Exons: 2
Coding region: 93-356 (87 amino acids)
Biological process (GO): translation
Cellular component (GO): ribosome
Molecular function (GO): structural constituent of ribosome
Source: RefSeq, a predicted model, not a curated record